Molecule: messenger RNA, 1250 nt
Organism: Drosophila bipectinata
Lineage: Eukaryota; Metazoa; Arthropoda; Insecta; Diptera; Drosophilidae
Source: RefSeq, a predicted model, not a curated record
CGGUUCAGUGCUGUAAAACGUUUUCAAUUUUGAGCGCAUUCAACGACGCACGCAAAACAAAUAAAUGUAAUUAAAUGGAAAACGUAUUUAUUAAACGGCGCUCGCUGACUCUUAGCACCCGCCUGCUGCAGAAACGCCACAGUGCUUCGCCGCAGAGCUGCGGGCGCCAUGGAACCGGACAGGAUGUGACUUUGUCUGCUGAGCCGCCUGGCUCUCCCUCGUCUAUUGUGACACUAUCAGAUGAUGGAGAGAGCACUCCGCCCCACAAGCGAGCGCCCAGCUUGGACGAUAGCGUUGAUUUCUCGCCUCGCCUGGACGUCAGCCUGUCGCCCAACUAUCUAUUUUCACAGACUCUGGCCACCGAGAGCCCGGAGGUGGGAUGGCGCUGGAACCGCAGCAGUAACGCAACCACGGACAGUGGCUUCGACUCUGCUGAGAUAACUUCGGCCAGUCAGACCACCAGAGAUCGUCGCCGCCAAAUAACGUUUAAGGGCUGCGAAGAUAGGCGCACCCAGCUGGACAACGAGCAGUGGCGGGCACAGCAGAUGCGGGCGCGGGAGAUGCUGAAGGAGCGAUGCGAUAAGCUCCAUCGCCAGCUGGACCAGGUGGCUGUUUCGGAAAAACCAGUACCAGGACCAACGGUUCAUCAUGUGGCGGCACGCACACGCUCCGCUAGUAAGAAAGUAGAACCCAAGCCCAUUGCCUUAGCCCCUCCUCCAGUGGCAGCAGACCCCAUGGCGGAUUUCCUGAACGAUUCUGAAACGGAUAUGUUUCUGUUGGAGGCCUCCCAGCAGCUGGAAUCUAAGAUAGACACUCAAAAGGUCGGCGAACCAGAGCCGAAAGUUUCGGCUAUAACGACGCCAACCAGCCACCACAAAACGAAGAGACCCUCAUUCUAUAUGAAAUUCCUUGAGGAUGAGAGCGAAAGUGAGGACUGGCUGAGUGCCUUGGAGGAAGCUGUGCAACAGGCCACGAUGCCCAAAAAGCCGCGUACCUCGCUGCAGCGAUACAAGUCGAUGCCUACCACCGGAGACACAUCUAGUGGCGUCUCCACGAUAACAAGCGUAACAGCCGGCCGGGGAAGCUCGACAAGUACGAGUGCCUCCAACGCAUCUGGAACAGCGAUGGCCAAUACGUCGCGUAUCAAGCGUCAUGCCAGCUCACAUGCCCUAUCCCCGGCUACUUCGCAUGCGCGCGGAAAACUUUUUGGCAGCCGGAAAUGAAACCCGACACGGUUACUGGCUACCGGC